GGGCUAAUAAAGAAACGAGCUAUGGGCCACAAAUGGCCCCCAGGCCACACUUUGGACAUCCCACCACCAGGGCCGCAUUAACCUACGGGUUUUAGCCCCCCCUCCAACCAGGAAAAAACCUCAACAACCCCUCGCCCCCAACAACACCCCCACCGGCCCCAAAAACAUAAGUUUGAAAAAAAACUAAUCAUGAUAGUACUCAACAGAACCCCAACAAUGCAAAAAUAUUGUCCAUUUAAAAAGAAAAUACAUCUACAAAACCCAAAACCAGUGAAGUUGGCACGUUGUGUAAUUCUUAAAUAAAAACAGAAUAAAAUGAUUUGCAAUUUUCUUUCAACUUAUAUUCAAUUGAAUAGACUGCAAAGACAAGAUAUUUGAUGUUUGAACUGAGAAACUUUUUUUUUUUUUGCAAAUAAUCAUUAACUUUACAAUUUAAUGAUGACAACACAUUGCAAAAAAGUUGGCACAGGGGCAUGUUUACCACUGUGUUACAUGGCCUUUCCUUUUAACAACACUCAGUAAACGUUUGGGAACUGAGGAGACCAAUUUUUGUAGCUUUUCAGGUGGAAUUAUGUCCCAUUCUUGCUUGAUGUACAGCUUAAGUUGUUCAACAGUCCGGGGUCUCCAUUGUGGUGUUUUAGGCUUCACAUUGCGCCACACAUUUUCAAUGGGACACAGGUCUGGACUACAGGCAGGCCAGUCUAGUACCUGCACUCUUUUACUAUGAAGCCACGCUGUUGUAACACGUGGCUUGGCAUUGUCUUGCUGAAAUAAGCAGGGGCGUCCAUGAUAACGUUGCUUGGAUGGCAACACAUGUUGCUGCAAAACCUGUAUGUACCUUUCAGCAUUAAUUAUUAUUUUUACAUAAAAUGUUAUUAUAUAUGCCUGUUUAAUAUGUUACUACUGUUAUUUCAGACAACACAUCAAAAUCUCUAAGGAUUGAUUGAAGUGAUUUAAUAAAUAUUAUAAAUAUUACUCAGACUAUAACCGUAAAGUCACACUCUGUAAUCGUUGCAUCCCUACUCCCACCUUGGCCCACACACACACACACACACACACACACACACACACACACACACACACACACACACACACACACAGCGCUCCAGCCUUCACACUAACUUGUGCCAUCACUUCAUUAUGCAAGGCUGCAUUACUGAAACUUCCCUGACGUUGUGAUUAUUUUGAGUCAUUCUGUUUAUUUCUAUUAUGCAAGGUGGCAGUUAUCGUCAAUGAUAUACGGGGGAAAUAGCCAUCAUAUUAAUGAUAUGACACGUGACAUUUUAGCAAGCUCAGAUGCACGGCAAAGAAGGCUCUAAAUUAUGUACCUCAUCCCAUCGUACUUGUUGCUAGGCAGCCUUUGUCGGGCACGAUCAUUUGUAGCCCCAAACGAUAAAUGCACACAGAGUUUGGUGACGCAAAUAAAAAGUUUCACUGUACCCUAAUGUAAAAUCUACACUGCUGAUGUUCAAAAGUAUAUUAUUAAUGACUUCUAUAUGUUGUCUUUUUGUCUUUGCAGUGAAAAAAGCCAAGCUUGAUGGACCCCAAGAAAAAUUCAACACUUACGUGACACUGAAGGUGCAGAAUGUUAAGAGCACGACCAUCGCCGUGCGUGGCAGUCAGCCGUGCUGGGAGCAGGACUUUAUGUUUGAGAUAAACCGGCUGGACCUGGGCCUGACAGUGGAGGUGUGGAAUAAAGGGCUGAUCUGGGACACCAUGGUGGGCACUUUGUGGAUCCCCCUGAGCAGCAUACGGCAGUCCAAUGAGGAGGGUCCAGGUCAGUGGUUGACCCUGGACUCCAAUGUGAUCAUGGCUGAGAAUGAGAUCUGCGGCACCAAAGACCCGACCUUUCACAGGCUGCUGCUGGACACCCGCUUCGAACUGCCACUAGACAUUCCAGAAGACGAGGCCAGGUACUGGGCCAAGAAGCUUGAGCAACUCAAUGCUAUGAGAGACCAAGAUUGUGCCUACCAAGAGGAACAGGAGAAGCCGCUCCAUGCGCCAUCCACACAAUGCUGUAAUUGGAGUCUGUGGGGAGAUCAGCAGAACGACGACCCGGACAGCGCCGUGGACGACAGGGACAGCGACUACCGCAGCGAGACCAGCAAUAGCAUGCCCCCGCCCUUUUACACAACAUCUCAGCCUAACGCCUCCAUGCAUCAGUAUCCCAUCAGGCAACAGCACUACAACCACUCGUACAAUGACGACAUGGACUAUGACCACAGAGACAUGAGACACAAUGAUAGUUUAGACUCGGCCACCAACGGGCGCAGCGAUAUCGACUCAGGCUCUGGGUCGAGCCGGCGCACCAGUCGCCAAUAUUCUCUAGACAGUAGGCAUUCGCUGUCCAAUAGCCCCACAGACAGCCGCUACGCCUCGUCGGGUGAGCUGAGCCGAGGCAGCUCCCAGCUGAGCGAGGGGUUUGCCCCCGAGGACGGCGAGAGCUUGCGAGGCUCCGAGUUCUACGACGAAAAUGACUCGUACCACUCCUGCCACUCCUCCAUCAGCUACGGCAAGGAGGACUUCCCGGGCUGGGACGGGGAGGACCCGCAGGGGGUCUACAGCGACGAGGGGAGCUACGUCAAAGAUGGAGGCGAAGACCGGGCGCUCUUUGACGAGGAGGGUGAGACGUAUGAGGAGGAAGGGGAGUACAACUACGAAGACGAGGAGGAGAUGCCGUACGAGGGGGAUGAGGAGAUGUACCCAGUUGAAGGUGUCGUCCGUGAGGAGCAGGAGCCACCUUACACCCCAGUCAGCACCGCUACCACCCUCCUACCCCCAUCUGAUAGUGUGUCCUCCAGCAGGCCGCCCCUGGAAAAACAGACGUCGUUGCAUCAGCAGCAACCGCCUCCCGAACAGUCCCAACCCUCAAGAACCACUCCUCCCCUCCAACAAGAUGACACCUUGCCCCCUUUCGCCUCAGAAUCAGCUCUUUUUGCACCCACACAGCAAGACGUAUUUAACACCACUGCUACCAUCAACGGCACGGCCACGAUAUCACCGAUUCUAGAACACGAUGUCAAGUUCCAAGAGCCUGAGCCAAAGUUCGAGCUGCCCCUGGAGGUACCUGCACCGGUGGAGCCACCUACGGCUGAGGAGAGCGUUCCACCGGCUGCUGAGGAGAAAGCAGAGGAGCCCCGUGUCCCCAGUUUCCCAAAGAGGGAACUUAUGGAACCCGGCCCUGCGAGAGCCAAAGCCAACUGGCUCCGGUUGUUCAGCAGAGUACGGCUACAGUUGCAAGAGGCCCGAGGAGAGAGUGUCGGCAUCGCCUCUCUGCUAUUAUCAGCGGGGAUGGGUGGCGCUCUUUACAGCAUCGACAGCAUGCCAGACCUCAGGAAGAGGAAAGCGAUGCCUCUGGUCAGAGAUCUGUCACUGGUGCAGAGCUCCAGGAAGGCCGGCAUCACUUCAGCCCUAACGUCCAGCACACUGCAUAACGAAGAACUGAAGAGUCACGUCUAUAAGAAGACCCUCCAGGCUCUCAUCUAUCCCAUCUCCUGCACGACUCCGCACAAUUUCGAGGUGUGGACGGCCACCACCCCUACCUACUGCUACGAGUGCGAGGGUCUGCUGUGGGGCAUCGCUCGUCAGGGCAUGCGCUGCACAGAGUGCGGGGUCAAAUGCCACGAGAAAUGCCAGGAUCUACUCAAUGCUGACUGUCUGCAAAGGGCCGCGGAGAAGAGCUCCAAACAUGGCGCGGAGGACCGAACUCAGAACAUCAUCAUGGUCCUCAAAGACCGCAUGAAAAUCCGCGAGAGAAACAAACCGGAGAUCUUUGAGCUCAUUCAGGAGGUCUUCUCCGUCCCCAAGCCAACCCACGGCACGCAGAUGAAGCAGAUCAAACAGAGCGUGCUCGACGGCACAUCCAAGUGGUCGGCCAAGAUUAGCAUCACAGUGUUGUGUGCCCAAGGUUUACAAGCCAAGGAUAAAACUGGUUCUAGUGAUCCCUAUGUCACCGUCCAGGUUGGAAAGACCAAAAAGAGGACCAAAACCAUCUAUGGCAACCUCAACCCUGUCUGGGAGGAGACUUUCAAUUUCGAAUGCCAUAAUUCUUCUGACCGCAUCAAGGUGCGAGUGUGGGACGAGGACGACGACAUCAAGUCUCGAGUGAAGCAAAAGUUCAAGCGCGAGUCUGACGACUUCCUGGGACAAACCAUCAUCGAGGUCCGCACUCUGAGUGGGGAGAUGGACGUGUGGUACAACUUGGACAAGCGCACUGACAAAUCAGCUGUGUCGGGGGCCAUUAGGAUGCACAUCAAUGUAGAGAUCAAGGGCGAGGAGACGGUCGCUCCAUACCACGUUCAAUACACCUGUUUGCAUGAGAACCUUUUCCACUUUGUGACAGACAUCCAGAACACCGGCGUGGUGAAGAUCCCCGAUGCUAAAGGAGAUGAUGCGUGGAAAGUAUACUAUGAAGAGACGCCUCAGGAGAUAGUUGACGAGUUUGCAAUGCGUUACGGAGUGGAGUCCAUUUACCAAGCCAUGACUCAUUUUGCCUGCUUGUCGUCUAAGUACAUGUGCCCGGGAGUGCCUGCUGUCAUGAGCACCCUGCUCGCCAACAUCAACGCCUACUACGCUCACACCACCCAGGCUACUAACAACGUCUCUGCCUCAGACCGCUUUGCCGCAUCCAACUUUGGGAAAGAGCGAUUUGUCAAGCUCCUUGAUCAGCUGCACAACUCCCUGCGGAUCGACCUCUCCAUGUACCGAAACAACUUCCCAGCCAGCAGCCCUGAGAGGCUGCAGGACCUCAAGUCUACAGUGGACCUCCUCACCAGUAUCACCUUCUUCAGGAUGAAGGUCCAGGAGCUCCAGUCUCCGCCCAGAGCGAGCCAGGUGGUGAAGGACUGCGUGAAAGCCUGUCUCAACUCCACUUAUGAGUACAUCUUUAACAACUGUCAUGAGCUCUACAGCCGCGAGUAUCAGACAGACCCAGCUAAGCAGGGUGCAGUUCCUCCAGAGGAGCAGGGACCCAGCAUCAAGAACCUGGACUUCUGGUCCAAACUCAUCACCCUUAUUGUCUCCAUCAUUGAGGAAGACAAGAACUCCUACACACCCUGUCUGAACCAAUUCCCCCAGGAACUCAACGUGGGUAAAAUCAGUGCUGAAGUGAUGUGGAAUCUGUUUGCACAGGACAUGAAAUAUGCUAUGGAAGAGCAUGAGAAAAACCGCUUGUGCAAAAGUGCCGAUUACAUGAACCUGCACUUUAAGGUCAAGUGGCUUUACAACGAGUACUGCAAAGACCUGCCUUUCUUCAAGAGCCGAGUGCCUGAAUAUCCGGCGUGGUUUGAGCCUUUCGUGAUUCAGUGGCUGGAUGAAAACGAGGAAGUAUCUCGGGACUUCCUGCACGGUGCUUUGGAGAGAGACAAGAAGGACGGGUUCCAGGUCACGUCCGAGCACGCCUUGUUCUCCUGUUCUGUGGUGGACGUGUUUUCCCAGCUCAAUCAGAGCUUUGAGAUCAUCCGGAAACUCGAGUGUCCGGACCCGCAGAUCGUAGGACACUAUAUGAAACGGUUUGCAAAGACCAUCAGCAAUGUGCUUCUCUCAUAUGCUGACAUCAUCUCCAAGUUGUUUGCCAACUACGUCACCAUGGAGAAAGUGCCCUGCAUCCUGAUUAACAACAUCCAACAGUUGAGGGUUCAGCUGGAGAAGAUGUUUGAGGCCAUGGGGGGGAAAGAUUUGUGUGUGGAGGCCAGCGACAUACUGAAGGACUUGCAGGUUAAACUCAACAACGUCAUGGAUGACCUCAGCAGAAUCUUUUCAGUCAGUUUCCAACCUCACAUUGAGGAGAAUGUGAAGCAAAUGGGAGACAUCUUAGCUCAGGUAAAAGGAACGUCAAAUGUAGGGAAUGCCAGUAGCGUGGCACAGGAUGCUGACAACGUCCUGCAACCCAUCAUGGAGUUCCUGGACAGCAACCUUACUCUGUUUGCAAAGAUCUGUGAGAAAACGGUGCUGAAGCGUGUGUUGAAGGAGUUGUGGAAGCUGGUGAUGAACACCAUGGAGAAGACCAUCGUUCUGCCGCCACUUACAGAUCAAACGGGCACUCAGCUCAUCUUCAACGCUGCCAAAGAGCUGGGCCAGCUGUCCAAACUGAAGGAGCACAUGGUUCGGGAGGAGGCAAAGGCGCUCACGCCCAAGCAGUGUGCCGUCAUAGAACUGGCCCUGGACACCAUCAAGCAAUAUUUCCAUGCCGGUGGUGUUGGUCUGAAGAAGACUUUCUUGGAGAAGAGUCCUGAUCUGCAGUCCCUGCACUACGCCCUGUCCCUCUACACGCAGGCCACAGACAAACUUAUUAGGACCUUUGUCCAGUCCCAGAACGCACAAGUGUUUGGCGGCAAGGGGGUGAGGUUCACCACUAGUGAGGAUGUUUACCCAGAAAAGGGAUCUGGGGUGGACGAUGCUGUGGGAGAGGUGUCCAUCCACGUGGAAAUCUUCACUCACCCCAACACUGGCGAGCACAAGGUCACCGUGAAAGUGGUGGCCGCCAACGACCUGAGGUGGCAGACGCAGGGAAUAUUUCGACCUUUUGUGGAGGUUUUCAUUAUCGGCCCGCACCUGAGUGACAAGAAGAGAAAGUACGCAACCAAGUCCAAGAACAACAGCUGGGCGCCGAAAUACAACGAAACUUUCACUUUCACGCUGAGCAGCGAGGUGGGCCCCGAGUGCUACGAGCUGCAGGUGUGCGUCAAGGACUACUGCUUUGCCCGCGAGGACCGCACGGUGGGCAUGGCGGUGCUGCAGCUGAAGGACGUGGCGUCCAAGGGCAGCGUGGCCUGCUGGCUGCCGCUGGGCAAGCGCAUCCACAUGGACGAGACGGGCCUGACCGUGCUGCGCAUCCUGUCGCAGCGCAACAACGACGACGUGGCCAAGGAGUUUGUCAAGCUCAAGUCGGACCAGCGCUCCGCCGAGGAGGGUCGCAGCUAAGCGGCUUUCUGAUUGGACCGCGACCACCUGGCAUUCCAGUGCUGUAAAUACAUUCAUUCCAGAGGGAGCCACGUAAGUUCAUCACCACGGAAUAACAACGUUGGGUCGUCGUCACUCGUGCCGUUACACGCGUCGUAUUCGGCUGCACAGGGUGUCAAAUACUGAAACUCGUAGCCAUUUUCUCCCCCCUUCCCUUCUUUCUGAGGAAGCGCCUUCAGGUAGUCGAACAGAGCACACUGCCUGACACCCACAUUGCCUUCUGUCUCCUUCACCCUCGUCUUUGUGAUGACAAACACAGACUGUGUGUGUGUGUGUGUGUGUGUGUGUGUGUGUGUGUGUGUGUGUGUGUGUGUGUGUGUGUGUGUGUGUGUGUGUGUGUGUGUUCUUCAUGACAAAGUAUUACGGCCCUACUGAGAAGAACAACUAGUACAAUUAUGAACCAAGAAUAAAGUACACGAGGUCUCAAUGUUACACUAAAAAAAGGAGUCCUCUUUCAAGAAGGAAGUCUAAGUCUCAUUAGAAUAAAGUUGUAACAUGAUGGAACGUUAAAAUGCUACGCCAAAGAUUUGGACCUGGAAAAAAGUUUCAUAAGAGGAAAAUUGUAUAACAGGGAAAAAAAGCAGUUAAACGUUAAUUUUCUGAAACUCUCGUGGAAAAAAAUCUUAAUGUU
Messenger RNA from Nerophis lumbriciformis (worm pipefish), 7591 nucleotides. It is a transcript of the gene unc13a, whose product is annotated as unc-13 homolog A (C. elegans). Gene Ontology annotation, cellular component: neuromuscular junction; presynaptic membrane; plasma membrane. Gene Ontology annotation, molecular function: calcium ion binding; calmodulin binding; syntaxin-1 binding. Gene Ontology annotation, biological process: dense core granule priming; synaptic transmission, glutamatergic; synaptic vesicle priming. The record is from RefSeq and is a predicted model, not a curated record. NCBI's taxonomy places the organism in Eukaryota, Metazoa, Chordata, Actinopteri, Syngnathiformes, Syngnathidae.